AUGCAAAGACUUUUCGAAAGAUUAAAUCAAAUUCAACAAAGAAACCUAAGAAGAAUCACUAUAAAUUAUAGAAGAACAAUAGGAAUUCAAAGACCAAGAAUAGGAAGAUCAUUUAUUUAUCCAAGACAACAAAGAUUAAUCAGAUCAUUACAAGGACAAAUAAAAAAUGAAGAUGAUUUUACAAAUUCUGAUAUCAUAAAUAAUUUUAUGAAUGAACUUAGAAAUAAUCAAAAUACAGAAAGACAAUUAAUAAGAUAUGGUACUAUAACAAAUAUUCCAAAUGUCCCAACUAUUCCAAAUAUACAAAUAAAAAAUAAUUUUAUGAAAGAAUUAGGAAUACAUUCUAAAAGUAUAGAAGAAAAUAAAUCUAUCAAAUCAAAUUCUUUACAAACCAAUUAUAUUUCAGAUGUAACACAUAUAUCAGAUAUAUCUGACAAUGAUUUAUUUAUAUCAGAAGAAGAAAUCGAAAGAAGAAAAAAAGAAAAAAAUAAAUUCUUAUCACCUGAAGAAUAUGCAGAAGAAAAUGAAAGAAAAAUAUGUGAAAGAGAACAAGUUCAAAUAACAAAUAUUCAACAGAUUAAUCCUCGUGCAGCAAUACAAGAUGAAAUCACUAUAUCAAUAGAUACUCCAAUCAAUACAGAUAAUUUACAACCAGUACCUCAAAUAAUACUAUUUACAACAUCUUCUAGACCAGGAAGUUUGAUGAGUAUAUUCAGAUCAUUUAGUAGAUCAUUAACUUUACAAAAUCUUAUGAAUAUAGAUCUACAAAAAGAAUCAUCAACUAAUAUAUUUAAUAAAAUAUUUGGAAUUUUUAAACCAAAAUAA
Molecule: messenger RNA, 825 nt
Organism: Scutellospora calospora
Lineage: Eukaryota; Fungi; Glomeromycota; Glomeromycetes; Diversisporales; Gigasporaceae
Source: the annotation of a GenBank genome assembly